GAGAGAGAGAGAGAGAGAGAGCUGUAACAGAGUUAGCGCUGUGGAGUGUAGCUGCUGUAUAUCUGUGUUCACACGUAUUUGUGUGUUUUAGUGAUUCAGAUCCAUUGUUUUAGUGUCGUAUUCAGUAGUACGAGUGAGUAAGAGAGAGACUGAGUGAGUGUGAGAGAGAGAGAGAGUGUAACCGGCUUCAGUCAGUGUCCAGGCCUGUCUGAACACAAACACAGCUACAGGACUUCACCAUGGACAAAGCAGAUUUCCUGAAAGGUCUACCUGUUUAUAACAAGACAAACUUCAGCAGAUUUCACGCCGACUCCGUGUGUAAAGCAUCGAACAGAAGGCCAUCAGUAUAUCUGCCUACACGAGAGUAUCCCUCCGAACAGAUCAUCGUCACGGAGAAGACGAACAUCCUUCUGCGUUAUCUUCAUCAACAGUGGGACAAGAAGAAUGCAGCUAAAAAGCGAGAGCAGGAGCAAGCGGAAGGGGAAGGCGGCAGCCCAGCGCCUCCCCGCAAAAUCGCCCGGACAGACAGCCAGGAGAUGAACGAGGACUCCUAGAGGAACCCACCAUCCAUCAGCACAAGAACGGACACAACAAGCCCAAACACCCGCACACCACACAGGAAUUUCAUCUCAGAAAGAAAGAAAUGGAAGAACACUUCUCUUACAGUGUGCUUUUUUUUUUUUAUUUUGCUGAGUGCUUCCUGAUGCAGUCAGCGCCCUGUUCUGAACGCGUGUGGCGCGACGGGUUUCCACUGCCAGCUUUGACGAUUCUGCUGAGCUCUGAACUUCGAGGGGAGGGGGGCGGGUUUACGGCGAAAUUCAACAAGCACAUAAGAACGAAUGUCUGCUAUGAAGAAGUGUGUGAAAAUUGAUUUGUUAGGACACUAUUAAUGCAGAGUAAAAGUUGAAAAACAC
Molecule: messenger RNA, 914 nt
Organism: Cyprinus carpio (common carp)
Lineage: Eukaryota; Metazoa; Chordata; Actinopteri; Cypriniformes; Cyprinidae
Product: DET1- and DDB1-associated protein 1
Biological process (GO): positive regulation of proteasomal ubiquitin-dependent protein catabolic process
Cellular component (GO): Cul4-RING E3 ubiquitin ligase complex
Source: RefSeq, a predicted model, not a curated record